Messenger RNA from Rubroshorea leprosula, 644 nucleotides. The record is from the annotation of a GenBank genome assembly. NCBI's taxonomy places the organism in Eukaryota, Viridiplantae, Streptophyta, Magnoliopsida, Malvales, Dipterocarpaceae.
CAGAGUUUUGAGCAUGUCAUAGCUGAACAAGUUGGGGUCGUUGGGAUCGUUUGUAUUAGUCGAUUCCAAGGUACAGGGUUGACCGCUGAAACAAAAGCAACCGCAACCAGAACCUCUAUCGCCAUUGUUUGAAGAAGUCGACUUCUUCCGGUGGGACUUCUUACGGUGGAACACCUGCUUUGCUUUAGUGAAAUUCUUCCUAAACCCAUCAUUUUCCCUUUGCUUCUUCUUCCUGAUCUGGGUCCCACUAGUUCCAGAUUCUCGAUCAUGGUCGUCGUUAUCGUCGUCACCACCGCCAUCUGCAACUCUGUGACUGUCACCAACCUCCAAUAUCUCCCUAUCAGCGUCAGACAUAAAUCCCUGUUGGGAACUCACUGCCGACAAAUUAAGGAUCAAAAGAUGGAAGCGGGCAUUUGUGAUGAAAACAGGAGAGGAGAAAGAGAUUCAAUUGCCGGAGAAGAAAUUGACAAAGAGAAGGGAAUUGAAGGGAAUUGGGAAAUCGAGAUGGAAUCAGUUAACGUCGGUUUCUGCGGCCAAGGAACAACCGCUUACCACCUGCACUGGACACCGCCCCUGUAACCAGAGGUCCAGAACAAUAUUCCUUAAUAGAGUACUACUACUGCUAAUUAAUUAAUUCAAUUUAC